GUGAGGCCACCAGCCCGGCAACAGAUUCUGAUUUCGCAAAGAGUGUGUAGAGCUUAGCGAAAAUGAACCUCAGCCCUUCAGACCAGAGUGUGCACAACUCCAAUGAAGGCUGCCUGGAGGAUGACAAACACAGCGUCAUGCUGCCUUGCUUACGCAGAAACAUCUACGAUGAGCCACUUUCCUCAUACUCCAAUGGCUCAAUCAUAUCUCAGCUUCUACGGAAGACCAUGCACAGCAAAAGGGCACUAGAAGAAAGCCAUUUCUACCUUUCCAACUCUACUACCACUGACUCUGGACAGGAGGACCGCAGCAGUGUGUCGUCAAAGGACAGUACAACGGAAGCAUCCUCACCUAAUUGCCACCUUUCUACAAGGUGCAGCUCAGAGGGAGAACCACCCAUGACAGACCACCUUCAAGCGAAGCGAGCCCGAGUGGAGAACAUCAUCAGAGUGAUGUCAGGUUCUCCCAACAACAGGCCACAUGAGGACAAUGAGCGGCCUGACCUUGAUUCCCGAGACACCAGAGAGUCUCGAGAGGCAUACCGGGAGAAUAAACGCAAACAACGGCUACCUCAACAUCAGGAGCACAGCAUUGGAGGGCCGGCAAGUCAAAAACCUGGAAGAGAUCACGAUGAUACUAACACCAAGGAUGAGGAGUGCCACAAACUAAAAGAGCAGCUCCACAGCAUGCAAAAGCUUCUAUGUCAGCUCCAGGAAAAAUUCCUUCAAGUUUAUAAGCAGGAAGAUGCAGCUCGCGACGACAAGGAAGCUGUAGCCACUGAUUGUCACACCCCAGUGGGAAGCAACUACACGGGCGCCGAAGAUGGUUGCGAGAGGAAGAGCAGGCUGAUUUCAGAGCGUGAGGACAGAAUGAAAGAUGGUCAACCGACUCUUCAAAGAGAGAGUCAGAACCUUUGGGAAAUCUUGAAGCAGGAGCUCUCCAGUGCUAUGAAUGACUGUGUGGACCGAGUGUUGACCAAGGUGUCCUCAUCAGGGCUCGAUCUAUCCUCUCAACAGCGAAUGUGCCCAUCUCCAGAGAUGCAGAUCAGUUUGAGUGCAGGCCAAAAGAACCAACAAGAUGGUUCAAUACAGGAGCACCUGCAGGCUGAAGAGAGCCCCACCAAGCCCCACUCUUUGGAGUGUUAUGAUAACUCAGAGGUGCAUCAGGACCAGACAGAAGCACUCUCACUGGUGGUUCGCAAACCAGUGACAACACCUCUGAGCUCAGUCACCUCCACAGUGAAGAGGCCCUAUCCUGUUCACCAGACGCCAUUCCAGUUCAACUACAGUGCCCCUCUGCAUGAAAGCCAGAUCCUGGAACACCUUCUCAAGUACGGGCCACACACUAACUUUGGGGGUCUCCACUGCAUGCCCCAUUCAAUGGACAGGACCUCUCCAGACCCAGUAGACCUACCUUGGGACACCAUUGCAUUGCGAUCCAAAGUGACACCCAGUCACAUCAGCCACCACUCUCGCCCCUCUGCACUGGGGCCUGUGACGGUCGAGACUCUGUGCCUCCCUCAUGUCAAACUAGAGUGUGGUGAGCUGCAAAGUAUGGCCGAACGAAACCCCUACAUGUCUCUCAACAUCCAGGAGGGUCUCACCCCGAGUCACUUGAAGAAGGCCAAACUGAUGUUCUUCUACACUCGCUACCCCAGCUCCAAUGUCUUGAAGACAUUCUUCCCUGAUGUCAAGUUCAAUCGGUGCAUCACAUCUCAGCUGAUCAAGUGGUUCAGUAACUUCAGGGAGUUCUACUACAUCCAAAUGGAGAAGUUUGCCCGCCAAGCCAUUGUAGACGGCAUCAGUGAAGUCAAAGAAAUCACAGUCAGCAGAGACUCCGAGCUGUUCCGUGCACUCAACAUGCACUACAACAAGGCCAAUGACUUCCAUGUUCCUGACAAAUUCCUGGAGGUUGCUGAGAUCACGUUGCAUGAGUUUUACAAAGCCAUUUCUGUGGCCAAAGAUUCAGACCCCUCCUGGAAGAAGGCCAUCUACAAGGUCAUCUGUAAACUGGACAGUGAUGUUCCUGACGAAUUCAAGACAUCCUCCUAUUUGUAGGCCAAAGGGGAUAAAUGUGACAACAAGUAUAGGAAUUGGUGACAGGGGAA
Messenger RNA from Phycodurus eques (leafy seadragon), 2107 nucleotides. It is a transcript of the gene prox2, whose product is annotated as prospero homeobox 2. Gene Ontology annotation, biological process: regulation of transcription by RNA polymerase II. The record is from RefSeq and is a predicted model, not a curated record. Gene Ontology annotation, cellular component: nucleus. Lineage: Eukaryota; Metazoa; Chordata; Actinopteri; Syngnathiformes; Syngnathidae. The transcript is spliced from 5 exons. Gene Ontology annotation, molecular function: DNA-binding transcription factor activity, RNA polymerase II-specific; RNA polymerase II cis-regulatory region sequence-specific DNA binding. Bases 63 to 2057 code for a protein of 664 amino acids.